AUGGUUGGGAGCAGUAGCGAUGUGGAUGAUAUUGAGAGGCAGAAGACGAGGGAAGAGCCACAACAACCCGAGAAGCAAGAGAAAGAUCCAAACUUGGUGGAAUGGGACGGGCCAGACGAUCCGGAAAAUCCCAUGAACUGGUCAACGAAGUACAAAUGGAUGAUUACAAUUCUUAUGGGUAUGGUGACUUUCACCAUCACCUUCGCAUCCAGCGUCUUCAGUACCGCGACAAUGGUGGCCGCCCAAAAGUUCAAUGUUUCCACCGAGGUCAUGACUCUCGGAACGAGUCUUUUCGUUUUGGGCUUUGCAUUCGGUCCAAUAAUCUGGGGACCUUUCAGUGAGCUUUACGGAAGAAAGUAUCCCCUAUUCGCGGGAUUCUUCAUCUUUGCCAUCUUCCAGAUCCCGGUCGCCGUCGCCCAAAACGUCCAGACGAUUAUGUUGUGCCGAUUUUUUGGCGGCUUCUUUGGCUGCGCGCCGCUUGCCAUUGUCGGUGGCGCAUUGGCCGAUUUCUGGAAUCCCGUUGACCGCGGUAUUGCAGUGUGCGUCUUCGCUGGCGCUACAUUUAUAGGCCCAGUUGCGGGACCCAUAGCCGGCGGUUUUAUUACCAUGAGUCAUCUAGGAUGGCGGUGGACUGCGUAUAUUACAGCCAUCCUGGGAUUCGGAAUCGGCGCCAUUGGAUUCCUCUUCAUUCCGGAAACGUUUGCGCCCGUUUUGCUGCAACGCCGGGCCAGGAAGCUCCGCUUUGAGACGGGAAACUGGGCUCUGCACUCGAAGAAGGACGAGACUCCGGUAGACAUGAGGAGCAUCGUACGCAAGUAUCUUCUGCGGCCGUUCAUCAUGAUAUUCCUGGAGCCUAUCCUUCUCCUUAUCACACUUUACAUGUCGGUUGUUUACGGGGUGCUUUAUUUGUUUUUCGAAGCAUACCCAAUCGCAUUCCAAGAGCAACGAGGCUGGAACGAAGGCGUGGGCGCUCUACCCUUCAUCAGCAUCACGAUCGGUGUGGUAAUCGGGGCGCUGAUCAUCACCUACACGUCCAAGACGCGGUUCAAGCGUAAGAUGGAGAAGCACGGGAAGGUGAUACCGGAAGAGCGGCUGAUUCCGAUGAUCAUCGGAGGGUUCCUGUUCCCGGCAGGCAUGUUCUGGUUCGCGUGGACGAGCAGCCCGCACAUCACGUGGGUGCCGCAAGUCAUCGCGGGCAUCCCGAUCGGCGCGGGCAUCAUGAUGAUCUUCUUGCAGGGCCUGAAUUACAUCAUCGACGUGUACCUGAUGAACGCCAACAGCGCCAUUGCCGCAAACACGUUCCUGCGCAGCUGGGCCGGCGCGGGGUUCCCGCUUUUCGCCGUGGCCAUGUAUCACACGCUCGGCGUCGCGUGGGCAACCAGCUUGCUGGCUUUCAUCAACGUCGCAAUGUUCCCCGUCCCCAUUCUGUUUUACUUUUACGGCGCUCGGAUCCGGAAACUGAGCAAGUACAGCCCUCAACUCUAA
Molecule: messenger RNA, 1485 nt
Organism: Aplosporella prunicola CBS 121167
Lineage: Eukaryota; Fungi; Ascomycota; Dothideomycetes; Botryosphaeriales; Aplosporellaceae
Exons: 4
Coding region: 1-1485 (494 amino acids)
Biological process (GO): transmembrane transport
Molecular function (GO): transmembrane transporter activity
Source: RefSeq, a predicted model, not a curated record